Triplophysa rosa is the source of this 4002-nucleotide messenger RNA. It is a transcript of the gene kcnd3, whose product is annotated as potassium voltage-gated channel, Shal-related subfamily, member 3. The transcript has 8 exons. Lineage: Eukaryota; Metazoa; Chordata; Actinopteri; Cypriniformes; Nemacheilidae. The record is from RefSeq and is a predicted model, not a curated record. Gene Ontology annotation, molecular function: protein binding; A-type (transient outward) potassium channel activity. Gene Ontology annotation, cellular component: voltage-gated potassium channel complex; neuronal cell body; membrane. Bases 721 to 2664 code for a protein of 647 amino acids. Gene Ontology annotation, biological process: protein homooligomerization; potassium ion export across plasma membrane.
GACUUGAAUCAAUUACCUCGUCCCCAUUUCUAAAUCGGUUCAGGUAACAAAGCAGCAGCAUGCGAUCAUAAUGCAUUACAGGUGAAAUCAGAGCGAUAUGAAACUGCUGGACACGUUUCCACUGGUGCGAUAGCGAGCCGAAACUGCCUCAGUGCGUCUCGCGCUCUCUCCGCUCCACGAACAUCGCGCGCGUAGCGCCAAACUCGAGAGCGCGAGACCUGGCAGCGGAGAAACCUCGGGGAGGGAGGAAGGGAGUGUGCUGGUGUAUGUAGAUGAGAGCAGAGAGCGAGCAAGAGAGACGGAGAGAGAGAGGUUGGGAAAAGACUAGCACCUCUAUCCAUCAGCCGAGCAUCCUGCGGGAAGUCACUUCCAGCGCACGAGCGUACGGUGCGGCAUUUCUGUCCGUCCGAGCGAAUGGAUCAUUAAACAGGGAAGGAUGUGACAGAGGGCUACAAAUGAAACUGUAAACUAUUAUUUGUUUCAGCUUGCACUAGUUACGCUGGUUAUUUUAUUUGUAAGUUUCAUUUUUUACUUGUGUUCCUGUAUUGCGCAUUAAUGUGCGAAUUUCGGCACAACACUUUUGAAGUGAUAUCAGACAAUGUCAUAAAUGUAGCUAUUAAAGGAAAAGUUAAAAGAUUUUUCAUGGAUGGGGUCUAACCUAAUGUCAAGCUGGUUGUGAAGGUGUUUGAUCUGGUCUCCUCGACCCCAGACGGAGUCUCCAUGGCUGCAGGAGUGGCAGCCUGGCUCCCUUUCGCUCGGGCGGCGGCCAUAGGAUGGAUGCCCGUGGCCAACCUGCCCAUGCCUGUUGCACCAACCACAAAGAACAAGCGACAGGACGAGCUUAUUAUCCUCAACGUCAGCGGCCGGCGCUUCCAGACCUGGCGAAACACUCUAGACCGCUACCCUGAUACGCUCUUAGGGAGCUCUGAAAAAGAGUUCUUCUUCAACGAGGAGACUAGGGAGUAUUUCUUUGACCGAGAUCCAGAUUUGUUCAGAAGUAUUCUCAACUUCUACCGUACAGGGAAGCUGCACUACCCCCGCUAUGAGUGCAUCUCUGCCUAUGAUGAGGAGAUGGCGUUCUUUGGAAUCAUUCCUGAGAUCAUCAGCGACUGCUGUUACGAAGAAUACAAGGACCGCAAGAGGGAGAACAUGGAGCGCCUUAUGGACGACCUUGAGGACAACAAAGACAGCAAACUACCUAACAUGACGUUCCGUGAGACCAUGUGGAGAGCCUUCGAGAACCCACACACUAGCACAAUGGCCCUGGUUUUCUACUACGUGACCGGGUUCUUCAUUGCCAUAUCCGUCAUCACCAACGUGGUGGAAACGGUUCCGUGUGGUUCUCUGCCGAACCAGAGAGACAUACCCUGCGGGGAACGCUACACAGAGGCGUUCUUCUGCAUGGACACAGCGUGCGUAAUGAUCUUUACUGUGGAGUAUCUGAUGCGACUGUUCGCAGCGCCCAGCAGGUACCGGUUCAUGAGAAGCGUAAUGAGCAUUAUAGAUGUGGUGGCCAUCCUGCCAUAUUACAUCGGGCUCGUCAUGACCAACAACGAGGACGUGAGUGGGGCCUUUGUCACGCUUCGGGUUUUCCGCGUCUUUAGGAUCUUUAAAUUCUCCCGGCACUCCCAGGGUCUACGGAUCCUUGGCUACACGCUGAAGAGCUGCGCGUCCGAGCUCGGCUUCCUCCUGUUCUCCCUCACCAUGGCCAUCAUCAUCUUUGCCACCGUGAUGUUCUACGCGGAGAAAGGCUCCUCGUCCAGCAAGUUUACCAGCAUUCCAGCCUCCUUCUGGUACACCAUUGUAACCAUGACGACGCUGGGGUAUGGAGACAUGGUCCCUAAGACCAUAGCGGGGAAGGUAUUUGGCUCCAUCUGUUCUCUUAGUGGGGUGCUGGUCAUCGCUCUGCCUGUUCCAGUAAUCGUUUCAAACUUCAGCCGUAUUUACCAUCAGAACCAGAGAGCCGAUAAACGCCGGGCUCAGAAAGUUCAGAAAGCCCGACUGGCCCGAAUGAGAAUUUCCAAGUGUGGCAGUUCUAGCGCCUUCCUGCAUAGCAAACGAAAUGGACUCAACCAAUCGCUGGAGCUGACGCAGAUCCCCUAUUACAAGAUGAAACUUUCACCACAGGGCUCUAUGGAAGGAGACCAACAGCUGAAAAAACCCACGUCCGUGUUGGAGAGCCAGCAUCAUCAUCUUCUUCACUGCCUGGAGAAGACCACGAAUCAUGAGUUUGUGGACGAUAGGCUGUAUGAACAGGGCUAUCUGCGGACAUCGCUACAGAACUUCCCAUCGCAGAGUCCAUCUCUGUCCAGUGAGGAGGGUAUCACGGGCACCUGCUGCUCCCGACGAACCAAGAAGAACAUGCAACCUCUCAACGCAACACACUCACACACACACAACCUGCAGGAGCUCAGCGCCUUACACAUCCAGUGUGGGGAACAGCAGCCGCUUAAAACCAGUCGCUCCAGUUUAAAUCUGAUGUCAGAUGAAUCGGGGAGCCUGAACUGCAAAAGCAGUGGACUGGUUACCACGGCAAUCAUCAGUAUCCCCACCCCUCCCUCGAACAACUCUAGAGCCAGCCCUGAUGCCCCGCCCCCUCCAACCCCUGAAGCCCCGCCUCUUCUGCACCCCGGCUCUGACGUGGUGAAAAUCUCUGCGCUGUGAAGGAGACAGAACUCAGGAAAAGAAACUGAUGAGCAGCCUGCCCCCUAGUGGGAGAAGGAGUGUAUUGACUCAAACUCCCUGCAAGGAAUAGGAAAGAUGAAAAAGGAUGUUUGUGUGAAGGAGAGAGAGCAGGACAACCAGGACUGAAAAAAUGAGGGUGUCACUGUGCAUAAAACCUUUUUCUUUGUUCUUGUUACUCUUUUUGUUGUGUCACACAGUUUUUUUUUAAGCAACUGUGUUUAUCUGAAAGAUUCAUAUUUUAAUUAGAGAGGAAGGUAAGAGGUCUUGUAAAAGCUGAUUGUUUUUGUCUGUUAAUCUGUUCUGACAUCACAGACAGCCUCGCAAAGCCUCGGCUUUUUUUAUCCCAGAUAUUUUAUUUUGAUCUAGACUAAAUCAUAAAGGACAAGCGAAAAUCAGCAUUAGAGUCUGAAAGAGACUGUAUGGGUUUGACAGUGUUUCUUAGACUAUUGUAACUUUUUAUUUUGGAAUAUGUGUGAAUUUAUGGGUCAGAGUUAGUUACAGUAUAACUUGAAUAUUUAUGCCCCGUGUAUGUGCGUGCUUGGGUGCAUUACUGAAUUAUCCCUCAAACUCUCAGCUUAUUACACAGUUCGUGCCUCUCAGGGGGAGGAGACUUCCCUUCUUCUUUAAGCCACUGUCACCCCCUGAGCCCAAAAUGCUGAGCCGACUUUGUAACGUCAGUUGUGAGCUAUCACGCGUUUCUUUGUAAUAUAGAACCAAAAAACGAGAGAGAAACAUGAAAGUGUUUUUAAAAACUCUGUGACUACAAGCACAAGGCAUCGCUGAGAUUUUGUGACUGCGAUGUGUAACAAGCCUUGGUUUAACUGUGAAUAUUGUUGAUAGAAUAUUUUGUAAUAUUUAGCCACUGUUUGGCAAAACCAGAGCAACUGCCUGCCCCGCACCUUUUAUGUCCUCCUGCCCCUUUGUGUUUGACCCCGCCUCUUUCCUCUGUCCACUGCUGGCCUGCUUCUUGUAGUUGUUCUGAUCUAAGUGUUCUUGUCAUUAUCGCUCAAUGGGUAUUAAAAACUUGUCUAGUUUGCGUAAAUUCUACAUGGGUAGGAAAAUUUUGAUGUUUGUGUUUUUUCAUCAGCAGUGAAUGUUUUCCUUCAUUCGAGAAUUUCAGUCAUUUAUUGCUGUUAGAAAAGAGACAAUUGUACAAAUAAGUCAGAGCUAUUCUCCACUAUGUUUUCUCCGUUUUUGUCUGAGUCUUUCUUUGUCACCCAUGUUUUGGAAAAUAGCAUUGCCAUUAAGAAGGAUUCAAAUGUGUGGAUGUAUGGAUUGUCUCUGUUUAGUAGGUGUUGUUUACAAUUGUACAAUUUU